This is a messenger RNA of Anopheles funestus (African malaria mosquito), 3147 nucleotides long. It is a transcript of the gene Aps, whose product is annotated as diphosphoinositol polyphosphate phosphohydrolase 1. Gene Ontology annotation, cellular component: nucleus; cytoplasm. The transcript has 4 exons. The coding region runs from base 1128 to 1808 and encodes 226 amino acids. The record is from RefSeq and is a predicted model, not a curated record. NCBI's taxonomy places the organism in Eukaryota, Metazoa, Arthropoda, Insecta, Diptera, Culicidae. Gene Ontology annotation, molecular function: diphosphoinositol-polyphosphate diphosphatase activity; bis(5'-adenosyl)-hexaphosphatase activity; endopolyphosphatase activity. Gene Ontology annotation, biological process: diphosphoinositol polyphosphate metabolic process; adenosine 5'-(hexahydrogen pentaphosphate) catabolic process; diadenosine hexaphosphate catabolic process.
UGCGCUUUUUGUUUCCUUGUGUCUUUGCGGACCGGCUGUGCUGAAAUUUCCGCUACAGAAUUGCAAUAUCUAAUCCGCAAAGCGUUUGUUCGUUAAAACUGGUACACCGUCUCUUCACCGCUGUGGUAAGCCGCAACUCCACAACUGUACGAAACGAGCUAGCUGUCUGGUGAAGCCAUCGUUAAUCAGCGUACAGCGCAAGUAGGCUGGUGCGGUGUCUGGGCAAUGAAGAGGUGCGGUCGAUUCGCGUAGAACAAAACAUCCGGAAGUGCUACGAUACUGCUUGCCAGCAGUCAGCUCAAUCGACUGCUGUGCUUUUCACGCCUUCUCCCGGAUGUGCACUACCACAGAGGGCCAAGAUGGGCGCGUUGGAUACUGUGCACAAUCGUAGCGUUCAUGCUUUCAUCUGCGACCUAAGCUAGUUCACCUUUGCUCGGCUCCUGCUACCGCCUGAGUAUUCGAAAGGUGAACCGGGAUAGUCGAGUGAGUUAUAGUUGGUGCUUGCGACGCGUACAAGAAGACGAAGACGACGACGACGACGACUUUUGGGUACGCACGCGAAAAGAAUCUGCAACCCAAAAAACGAAGACGAAAACGUCAACGAGAAACACCGACAAAAUACCGGACAGGACGAAUCGAAGGCAAACAGUGCGAUCGGUGUACAUGUAUGUGCGGUCCGUAUGUGCGAAACAGUAAGUACGCGGGUGUGUACGUGUGUGUGUGUGUGUGUGCGUGUGAAGGUGAUGUAAAAAGCUGUUCGUCGUUUGCAAUCGUCGUGUGCCUCUAGUGAUUUUUCUGGCGUUCCAUUGUGGCUGUGUUUUGGCUGCUGUGUAUAUACAUCUAUAUGUAUGAGUGCGUGUGCGUGCGUAUGUAGGUGUGGAUUGUGUGCGAAUAGUAGGUGCAACUGUAUGUAUGUGCAGUGGAGUGUAAAGUAAGAAACCGAAAGAUCACCGCUCUGAGCAGGCAACGAACAACCCCGUUGUGGCGCAGCGGUAAAAUCACAAAAACGAGCGAGAAAACAUCGUCCUGACCAUCUGACAUCAUCACGCAGAUUGGAAUAUCAACUAUCAUAUCCCGGAAACGUAUUUGACUAUUUGGUUUUACUCGUAUCUCCCAUACAAGACAAGAUGGUGAAGGAAAAACCAAACUCAAUACGAAUCUACGACAAGGACGGAUAUCGUCGCCGCGCGGCAUGCAUCUGCGUACGAUCGGAGGCAGAAGCCGAAGUGUUGUUGGUCACGUCAUCAAGAAGACCGGAAUUGUGGAUCGUUCCAGGUGGAGGCGUCGAACCGGAAGAGGAAGCUUCAUUAACCGCAACAAGGGAGGUUCUCGAAGAGGCAGGAGUAAUGGGUCAACUUGGUCGCUGCCUUGGCGUGUUUGAGAAUAGCGAACACAUGCACCGCACCGAAGUUUUCGUAAUGGUCGUUACCCAAGAGCUGGACGAAUGGGAAGAUUCGAAAACGAUCGGUCGAAAGCGACAGUGGUUCUCCAUCGAGGAGGCCCUCUCGCAGCUAGCGCUGCACAAACCGACUCAGCGCCAUUACCUACAGCAGUUGCGCCACUCGAAGCACCGGACAUAUUCUUCGUCCGAUCCACCGCCAAUUAUAUCCGAACAUGAUAACGAUGAUUUUACGAUCGAACCCGAAACGAACAAUUGCACGGCGUCGGAGGAUAUCGCCGAUGACAAGGAUACGACCGAAUCGACACCUACGACGCCUCCCGCCUGCAACACAAUGACAGACGAAGACGGUGAACCUGGGCAGGCUGCGAAUGAACCGGUCUCACCGCCACCGACCCCAACCACUUAAAUCUCUCCAUCAAAUUACUACGUUUAUCGAUAAUCUAGUACGCUACCGGAAGAGGAGGAUCUUCAUCAAACCACAGGACUAUGUAUAGUUUUUGGAUUUGUUUUCUUUUCUUUUCGUUUAUGUUAAUGUCAACAGAUUUAUGACACUUUUCGCGUAUUUGCAUCUUACAACUCGAAUACUUUCGGACACAUGUUCAGGAAGACGUUAAUGGAAAAUUGGAAGAUGUUUUGCUAAUUCGUUAUGUGCUUACAAUGAACGACUGCAUAACAGACUAAACGAAAUAGGAAUAACAUUUGCGGAAAGAGCCCAUCUAGCUAAGCCCCUGAAUCUAGUGUUCAUCGCUUAGCGCAGGGGUCUCUAAACUAUGGACCGCGGGCCGCUCGAGAGAGAUCCCGAGAUUGGCCCUCAGCUGUGGCUAUUCCACUCAAACCGGCCCACCAUCUAAAAUGUUUGGAGACCCCUGGCUUAGCGCAAUAGGAUUGAACUAACAUCGGUAAUUGCGCAAACCCUGACAAACAAAGCCAUUGGGAACUUUAUAAAAAAAAUCAUACCAAAUUUUACAGCUGUGCAUUGUUGCUUCGCCUUAAGAUUUUGGACACCACCGUUUCGAAGAAGAAAGUGUAACCGAUAAGAAUAAGUGCAGUAGUAGCGUACGGCUAUUAGCCACGUAGUUGGGAGGAUAGAAGAAGAAAACGAGAUUAUUUAGGGGGAAACGUGAAGGAGCCACCAGUAGUAGUGGGUUUAUCGUUUUGCUUACCUUUAUUUUUCAAGAACGCGAUUCAUGCCAAUCAUACCAUACCCGAUACUAAUUGUAGUGAAGAAAAUGUAGUUCAAGCGUUAUACUAUCGUUGAAGGAAUACGGCGCGCGAAAAAAAACCUCCCCGAGAACAUAUUUGCUAUUGUAACCGGAAAAGAAUGUUUAUUUUUAAUGCUGAGGUCGUCAACUUUUGCUAACAAUCUAGCUCUUUUGGUUCGUUCAAUAGUUCUGUGCUCAGCACAUGAUCAGCAAGCAAACGCUUAAUGUGGCGCAUAGAUGAUGGAAACAAUCGAAACCAAUUAUUGCGUCUUUAGCAUUCGCUCCGGACGAACAGGACCCAAGCUCGUACAGUACAACGCGCAAUCCCAUGCAUGAAAAUGUAGAAACAAAAGCUAGCAUGUCCGAUACAUUGAAGAAGAAUCUAACAAGAAAAAAGAGACACAGACAAACUAAAACAAAAAUGCAACAAACAAACAGUUAAACUAAUAUGAACUAAUGUAGCACGUGUCACACAGCAACUCCCGGGUGAGAAACCAUGUUUAAGUUUAAAAAUGCUAAAUGAAGGUCAUGUUACUAAAACGC